AUGAUAAGUUUAGACGAAGAUUACACUUACAAGUAUGAAAUCAACAAAAUCAUCCAAGAGGACACUAUUGGAGCAAUCGCCGUCUUUGGCUAUAAAGGAGACUUGGAGAAGGUGAAAGCAGCGCUGAAUAAAACGGGAGAGCGCAGUGCUGACGAUUACAUUUGGAUAGCUAGCGACGGUUGGGCUCAGUUCGACACUGACCCGGGAUUGAAGAAAGUCAUCGGAACAACCUUUAACGCAAGCAUUCUGGCAAAUUUCAGCGAAUUUUACGAUAAAACGAUGGAUAAACUGAUCAGUAACAGCUCUUCUUACCAUGAAAACGACCAAACAGUAAAGAUAUUCAAAAGAUUCCAGGAUAAUGCUGAAAUGAAAAAAUUGCUCACAAUGGAUCCCUCUACUGAAGACAAGAUAAGCUACAUCACUCCGGUUGUUGAAGCAGUUUUCGCCUUUGCAGAAGCCCUGAACAACGAAUCCUCACUAUCCCUGAGCACAAAACUCCAGGAUCUACACUACAACGUAUCGAAGGUGUUCGAAAUCAAAGGCAACAGCCACAGCAUGAUAGAAAGACUAACUUACGGUGACCAAAGUUACGGUGCUUACUCCUACUCUGCGUACAGAAUAAGCCCUAAUCAGAAACAGCGCUCAUGGAGUCAUAAAAGCAACUCCUAUGAUGUCAAUCAAAGGGUUGUGAAGAGCGCGGAAGCACCAGAGCCCUGGGUUAUCGGGUCAUGGCAAACUGGAGAUUCAGCAGCGACUAAUAUUAAUCAGACACAGUUGAAGGAGCUUCUCCGUUCUUGGGACAUGACUGAAACAUCGUCCGAGUGCGAGAAAUGCAAACCAGGCUGGGUCGUAGACACCGUCCGAGAUCAGUGUUGUUACGAUUGUGUCAAGUGUGAGUUUGAGCUGUUCCAGUAUACCAAACCAAACGAUUUUGAGAAUUGUCACAACUGCUCGACAUCACAACGUGCUAUCAACGGUACGGGUUGCGAGGAUAUUGCUAUCAGCCGUAUAUCCUUCUCUGAUCCACUGGAAUCAACAGUCCUCGUGUUUUCUUUUCUUGGAAUCAUAUGUGUGUCCAUGACGUAUUGGUAUAUGUUUGUGUACAAUUACUCUCCAAUAGCCCGAGCCUCUGGAAGAUCUUAUAUGUUACUGGUAGCUAUCUGCACCUGUCUUAUCUUCACCAGCCCACUAGUUCUUUUUGCCGAACCGAGUAAGUUUAUCUGUAUGGUGCAGCGAGUAGUCGUGGCUGGUCCUACGGUAGGCAUCAUUGCAGCUUGCCUUGUAAGAACCUUUUCCAUUGACAGGAUAUUCAGGCACCCAGGAGUGCGCCAGAGAUUACUGAGUAAGAGACUCGUGCUUCUGACAAUUGCUUUCCUUAUCGUUAUUGAGCUGUUUAUAGAGUCCAUUAUAAUCGUGUCCAUGCCUUCCAAACCAAGGAACGAUACGAAGGACUACGAGUCAAUAACACUGGAAUGCAAGAUGCCAGAGGAGGACAUCAUGCUGACGUUCAUUUUUCCUGGGAUGUUAACAAUAUUAUGUGGAAUAUUUGCUCUCAGAAUAAGAAAGGUUCCAUCAAACUACAAUGAGUCGCGAUACAUAAUCUUCACGAUAACCAUCCUUACCUUCGAGAGUGUCAUAUUUUUCAUGAGCUUCAAAGAGCUGGACUACAUUUCGUACAUCAGAUACUCAGUCGUUUGCAUCAUUGUGGGAGAUUACAUGACCUACUUUGCUUUGUUCCUCCCAAGACUUUACAUCAUUAUAUUCAAGCCGGAAAGGAACACUCUUCAGCUCCAGUGCUCUGCUAACGGACAGUUUUUGUUGGCCAAGACAGUGGACAGGGGAUGUAACACCAGCUUGUCGGUUGGGGAGGAUGUUAUGAUGAGACUCAGUUCCGGAACCGAGGAUGAAAUGAUGACAAAAAUAAAUGAUCCCGAUCAAAGGGUUUCAGCUCUUUGAUUUUUC
This is a messenger RNA of Bolinopsis microptera, 1962 nucleotides long. RefSeq names its product metabotropic glutamate receptor 3-like. Bases 1 to 1956 code for a protein of 651 amino acids. The record is from RefSeq and is a predicted model, not a curated record. Gene Ontology annotation, biological process: G protein-coupled receptor signaling pathway. The transcript is spliced from 15 exons. Lineage: Eukaryota; Metazoa; Ctenophora; Tentaculata; Lobata; Bolinopsidae. Gene Ontology annotation, molecular function: adenylate cyclase inhibiting G protein-coupled glutamate receptor activity. Gene Ontology annotation, cellular component: plasma membrane.